Molecule: messenger RNA, 2534 nt
Organism: Cercocebus atys (sooty mangabey)
Lineage: Eukaryota; Metazoa; Chordata; Mammalia; Primates; Cercopithecidae
Product: chromosome unknown open reading frame, human C17orf78
Exons: 7
Coding region: 497-1336 (279 amino acids)
Source: RefSeq, a predicted model, not a curated record
GUUAAUAACAGGGCCUGUACUAGAACUCAGUUGUACUGACUCCUAGUCCUAGUUUCCUGCUCUGUUCUAGAAAUUAUAUUCCUUACUAGAAAUCUCCACAUAUUUUCAUGAAAGUAUAUAAAUCUCUGUGCCUGUAUCAGUGAGCAUGCAUGUAAAUGUCUACGUGUCUAUCUGCAAGUAUUUGUAAAGCAUAUCAAUGGGCGUUUAUGGCCUUCCUGCUCGAGAAACCUCUAGGUAAUCCAGUUCUCUAUGUCAGCACCGGCAGCGAAGUCAGAACUCUGAGUGAAUUAUUAACAAGCAGAAUUAGCCCUUUCUCCAAUUAGCUCUAUUCCUGGGUCUUCAGAAACUGGGGCAAAAUAAUCAGGGUGGAAUCAGAGUCUCUCAGGGUCAAACUUGGUUCCAGCUGCAUGCGGUGAAAGCAACUAGAGGCAGAGCUAUCAAGGGCUGUGACAGAUGAGCAGUGGUCUAUCUGCAAUGAGCAUGUGCUCAAGCUAACAUGGAUACCAUCUUGGUUUUCAGUCUAAUCAUUGCAUCCUAUGAUGCCAACAAGAAAGACCUGAGAGAUAGCAGUUGCCGAGUGGAACAGCUGCCUGGGCUCUUCCCAAAGGACGUGAGAAGCAUCAGAGAAUUGCAAAUGCAAGAAACUCACACAGAAACCAAAAGGACAACAUUCAUUCAAAAUCAGACUAUAGCUACCUUGCAGUGCCUUGGCUCUGGCAGCAAAGUAAAAGUCAACCUUGUAUAUUUGGAGAGAAGGCCAAAGGUCAAGCAUAUUCUGAAGAACCUGAGAAUCAUUGCUGCUCCCCACAGAAACAGCUCUGCCUCCUCAAGCUGUCACCUAAUUCCCACAUCCAAGUUUCAGACUGGAUCUCUACUAACAGGCAAAGCUUUUUUACCAGGGAUCUCACAAUGUAAAGUCUAUGCAGUGAUGGGGGCUUCAUCAGAGACUUUUUCCACCACUACCCCUUCUAUAACUCCUGGGAAUAAAGAAGAGAAAACUACAAGUACUGACACAGAUGAGAACCUAGAGAAGAGACAGAAAUGGAGUAUUGUGGUCAAAAUUCUGAUUGCUGUCACCCUGUUGCUCAGUGGAGUUGCCAUUAUAGUAUUUGUAAUUUUUGAAGUCCCAUGCCCUUGUCAAUGCCUAGGAGCCAGGGAACUGUGCCAAUGCCAGCGGUUGUGGAGAUGGCAAAGGAAGGGAGGCCAGCCACCUGGGACAGCUGAAUUCAAGCUUGACUCUCAGCCUCAGAAGGAAAGUGUUGGACGAGAUGCUGCCAAUUCAUCAGACCCAAAGAAAGCUGCAGGGAUCACUGUUAUCCACCAGACAUACUUCUAAAAAGUUCUGCUGUAUCUCAAACACUGAAUGAUACUACACAGUCUUCUCCCUAUUAAUAUGGGCACAUUCUUGCCAAUUUCACACUCAUAUCUUCAGCAGGGACAUUACAAUCAAACACCAAUUCCUGGUUAAUGAAGGGACAGUGUGGGCUUAGCAGAGUUACCCUCAUGCCUCUGUCUGAGCCACAACCUUCUGUAAUUCACUUCACACAUCCAUCAAAAUGGAUAUCUUUCCAUCCCCUCAGAUGAGAACAAAAAGCGUUCCCUUCAAGCACUGUGAAUGGACCUUAUUGCUCUCUUUGACAGAAGACUCAAACAUAGCCUCCAAGGAACAAGGCAGCUGUUAGUGGGACAUAGCUUCCAACUCCUCUGUUAUCUUCACAGCUGACUUCACGCUCAUUGGUCCUCAACUAGCUUACAGUGGGACUCCUCAUUUCCCUGGUUGACGUUCACAAGGUUUUGUAAUUUAGCUUCUGGUACUACAUGUACCUAUCCACUGGUAUUACAUGUACCUAUCCACACAUUGCUGAAGGAAACUUGACCCUAUGUAUUCCAAAUGUCUUCCUCAUAAGUUAUCCCCAAGGGGUUCAGGGACUACAGACCAUUAGUAUCCAAGUGAAGUUUUCUGACGAUCCAGAAUUCCUAAGGUGGCUCUGAUGUUAUAUCACACUUUAACAGAAAGCUACAUACCUUUUGGACAAGGAUUCCAAAGCAAAAUAAUUAUGAUAAUGCUGUUUCUCACAGAAGCAUAGCUAUGAGUCAAAUCUAACCUGCUUAAAUAAGAGUUCGGUGAGAAAGUGAAAGUGAAACCACCUGAUCUUGAAUCAAUGUUCAGGUGAAAAAGGAAAUGUCAGGAGGGAUAAGACAGGGUGAGGCCCUGCUUCUUUUCCUCAGAGUCUGAAACCGUUCCAUUUCAUUUUGGUGAAAUGUGUCUGUUUCUAAGUAAUUCCGUUUUCUUAGUUCUCUGGAAAACAAACAAACAAAACAAAACAAAACAUAAAACUGUAUCCUUCUUUCUUUCACUUCAAGUGCUGUCCAAAAAGUGAUUAUCAAAACAAUACCAACAGGGGAAAAUCUCACCCUAAGGCUCGAUUUAAUAUUCAAGUCCAGUCUGAAAGAGACAACAGAUACAAAGCAUGGAUAAUGAGGACGCGUUUCAAAGAAGCUCCGAAGAACCUCUAGGGUCGGGCGCGGUGGCU